This is a messenger RNA of Mercurialis annua (annual mercury), 1232 nucleotides long. Its product is annotated as glucuronoxylan 4-O-methyltransferase 3-like. Gene Ontology annotation, biological process: xylan biosynthetic process. Gene Ontology annotation, molecular function: glucuronoxylan 4-O-methyltransferase activity. Lineage: Eukaryota; Viridiplantae; Streptophyta; Magnoliopsida; Malpighiales; Euphorbiaceae. The record is from RefSeq and is a predicted model, not a curated record. The transcript has a single exon. The coding region runs from base 166 to 1107 and encodes 313 amino acids.
AUAUCCCUUUUUCAUAUGAAAACAAAAGAUAUUUAUGGCUUUAAUUAUCUCCUCAUAUGCUUCCUUUCAAGUGAAGACCAAAUUCAACUUCUGAAACUCAACUUAUAAAAAUCAUCACUCUCUUUCUUGAAAACCAUCAUCAUUCAUCAACCAAAUUCAAGAUCCAUGAGGUCCAAAACUCAGUCUUCUCCCAUUAACUUCAAGCUCAUUGUCUUCUGUAUCUUCUUCCUCUCCAUUUUUCUUCUAGUUCUUUGGUCAAAUUUAUCAUCUUCUCAAUCAAAUUCAACUCCAACACCAAGAACCCACUUAUCAUCAUCAAAUUCAACCAUCUCAGAAACUGAUCAAGAUCAAGAACAAGAACUCGAACAAGAACAAGAAUCAGCAACAACCUUAACAACACCUACUUGUCCACCACUUCCCUUAACAUGCACCAAAACCCCACCAUCUUUAGCCAAUGCAUUAGUCCACUACGUAACCACAAACAUCACCCCACAACAAACCCUAAGUGAGAUCUCCAUCUCAUUAAAAGUCCUACAAAAGAAAUCCCCAUGCAAUUUCCUAGUCUUUGGUCUAGGUCACGACAGUCUCAUGUGGGCAUCUCUUAACCAUGGCGGCCGGACAGUUUUUCUCGAAGAAGACAAGUCAUGGAUCGAACAGAUCAAACAAAAACAGCCCAUGUUAGAAUCAUACCAUGUGAGUUACGACACCAAAGUACACCAAGCCGAUGGGUUAAUGGAGAAAGGAACCGGAGAUGAAGAAUGUAGAAUAGUAAGUGAUCCGAGAUCAUCUUCUUGUCAGCUUGCUUUAAAAAGCUUCCCUAGUGAUGUGUAUGAUACAGAAUGGGAUUUGAUAAUGGUGGACGCGCCGACUGGGUACCACGACGAGGCGCCGGGGAGAAUGACGGCGAUCUACACAGCGGGGUUAAUGGCGAGGAACAAAGAGAGCGGAGAAACUGAUGUGUUUGUUCAUGAUGUUGAUAGAGUUGUUGAAGAUAAAUUUUCUAAGGCAUUUCUUUGUGAAGGGUACUUAGUUGAACAAGAAGGAAGGUUAAGGCAUUUUAUUAUUCCUAGCCAUAGGACUCGUUUGGGCAGACCCUUUUGUCCUUGAAUUUAGAGUUUUCUUUCUCUCCUACAUAAUUUUAAUUUUAAAUCCAUGUUCACAUUUUAUUAAUUUUUUUUCUUUGGAGAUAUUUUUAUAAUAAAUUACAUGGGUAAUAGAGUGGUUUCUUGUGA